CUACCUAACUGUACGUCAGUCCGGAUAAAAUGUGUGUUCCUUCCUAUGUCUGCACAGAUCAGCACUUUAUUGCAGUCUUCAUGAGCUGACUUUUUUGCAGGCUGAUUGUCACAGCUGGGCGAUCUACAUUUCACAUACAGUCCUUGCCAUGACUUUCCAGUGCAAUUCCAAAGGAACUGAUGUGCGGUAUGUCUCUAUGAAACCACCACCAAGAGUACUUGGAAUUGGAAGGAUAACCAACUACCACCACAACAAUCCAUGGACAAUUAACUCUCGGUCUCCCUUGAUCUUCACCAUCCAGUACAAUGUGGAGGACGAGAUAAAA
Molecule: messenger RNA, 325 nt
Organism: Geodia barretti
Lineage: Eukaryota; Metazoa; Porifera; Demospongiae; Tetractinellida; Geodiidae
Source: the annotation of a GenBank genome assembly